ACUCGGUCACAACUUUGCCGCUCGCGCUGCUUUUCCCACAAUUCACCUGCCAUAAUGUCUGCGCCCUGGUCUUGCAGGGCGUCUGCAAUGCUGGCUAGUUCGAUAGAGAUGCUGUACGUUGUUUGUCUGGCGCAACUGCUUGCAAGCACAAUGUGCAACACUGCUGACCACUUUGAAGGUUUCCUGCUCUGUAGACAUUGUGGACUGGAAGUAACAAGAGCAGACAGCCUAGUAAAAAUUCCAAGUCAAUUGGCACACAGACAACGAAAUGAUACACUUGCUGGUGCAAAAGGUGUACUUAUACAGCUGUUUAAAAAUCCACAAGGAAAAUAUUUUGAACUGAUCACAUCUUCUGAAGCAGAUGUGCAAGAAGUUGAACAGCCUCACUUAGCUGAUUCCUGGUUUCCUGGUUUUACCUGGACAAUAGCUGUUUGUCCUCGCUGUGGAUAUCAUUUAGGAUGGGUGUUCAAACCUGUUAGUACAUCUGUGAUGAGCGAUUCAAUGCAUAGAACUAAUUACAUGCAGCAGUUUAUUGGACUCAUUUUAGGAAAUCUGCUUCAUGAACAAGAAGCUGAGUCAAUCAUUGCUGCCCCCAAAACAUACCUGAGCUAAACGCCAGACAGAAAUAUUUGCUAUUUAAAUUAUUCUCUGUCAUGAAAGAGUGCAGCAUGAAGGUGGUUUGAAGUUUUGAGAAAUGGUUGUUGUUGAUAUAUUGUUGCUUUUGUUAUAAGCUGUUAUUGAAAUGUAUCACUUAUAUCGUUCCUAUGUAAAUUUCCUAUGCACGCUUCAUCAUUGAAACAUUGGUGCUGAAUUGUAAAUAAUUUUGUGUGGUAUAUUUGUUGUUUGAGCCAUGACUUUGAUCUGCAAACUCUCAGGUUAGUUCAGCUAAAGGUCCUUCUUAAUUAGACAUAUAUGGGUGAAUAUUUGACCAAGUUAGGCAACUUUACACAACAGUUAUAUAAAAACGUUGCCUAACUUUAUUCAUACCUGUUGAAUUAAAAAGAACCUUUAAGGAGGCAGAUCUUUUUCUUCACAGAAACAACCUAUGUGGAUGUAGUCAUGUUUGUUUUCACUGAUAGGGAUAGCCUAGCCUUAUGGGCAUAUGACCAGUUGAUCCAGUAAAGGUUGGUUAUGGACUAGUCAUGUCCUUUCUUCAGGUUUCAGGUACAUUUCUGGUUGAUUUUGUGUGUGUGUGUGUGUAAUGAGUAUAUAAGCAUGAAGAAACUGACUUACAAAAAUAUGUGUAUGACUGACAGUUUUUCUUUGUUUUGCAUUGAGCAACUUUUAUGAGGUCAAUAGUUGCAGACAUCAUAUGAAUACCAACCCUGGAUGACUUACCAAAUAAAGAAGCUUCUAUCUUAUUAAACAAAAAAUGUAUCUUUCAAGAAAUUGGGCAAAGAAGGAAAAAGGGUGAAUAACCACGGACACAUAUAUACAUAUUCAUGGAAUAACAGGUUGACAUACCAUUUCCCUCAAUUUGAAAAUUUGUGUGUUUUGUUAGCAUGAUGAAACUUGUUUUUGAAUGAACUUUAGCCCCCUAACCCUUUGUAGAGUGUUCACCUUUCUUUAACCAGAAGUCUGCAGAAAAUCUAAAUACAUUGUUUUCUGCCUGUCUUUAGAUAUUUUAAGGAUUUGAAAUUGGAGAUUAUGUGAAGUGAAAUAGAAUGCUGAUAAAAAGUUGAUUUAUAUGUUUAUUUUUAGUCAUAUUUUGAGGCAUGCAUGAAAUUUCAGAUGUAGCUUUAUUUGUGUUCUUGAGAAAUGCCAAGGAAAGAAUAUAAUAUUUUGGUGAAUG
This is a messenger RNA of Pomacea canaliculata, 1792 nucleotides long. Its product is annotated as protein cereblon homolog. The record is from RefSeq and is a predicted model, not a curated record. The coding region runs from base 55 to 612 and encodes 185 amino acids. NCBI's taxonomy places the organism in Eukaryota, Metazoa, Mollusca, Gastropoda, Architaenioglossa, Ampullariidae. The transcript is spliced from 6 exons.